Messenger RNA from Gordionus sp. m RMFG-2023, 2268 nucleotides. RefSeq names its product sporozoite surface protein 2-like. NCBI's taxonomy places the organism in Eukaryota, Metazoa, Nematomorpha, Gordioida, Chordodea, Parachordodidae. The record is from RefSeq and is a predicted model, not a curated record. The transcript is spliced from 6 exons. Bases 1 to 2268 code for a protein of 755 amino acids.
AUGCUAACCAUAACCCUAGCUCUAACUCUAACUCUAGCUCUAACCCUAACCCUAACACUAACCUUAACCCUAACUAUAACCCUAACCCUAAAUCUAAUCCUAACGCUAAAAAUAACCCUAGCCCUCAAUCUAAACAGGACCCUAAACCUAACCUUUAUUUUAACCCUAAACCUAACCCUAACCCUAAGCCUAACCCAUAACCCUAACCCUAACCCUAAACCCAACCCUAAAUAUAAUCAAAACCCUAGACCCAAUCCUAACCCUAACCCUAACCCUAACCCUAACUCUAACAAUAACCCUAACCCUAACCACAAACCUAGCCCUAAACUUAAACCUAACCCUAAACCUAACCAUAACCCUAGCCUUAAUCUUAACCUUAACCCUAACUUUAACCCUAUCCCUAACCCUAAUACUAGCCCUAACCCUAACCCUAACCUAAACCCUAACCCUAAACAUAAACUAAACCCUAACCUUAGCCCGAGCUCUUACAAUAGCUCUAAUCCUAAUCCUAAUCCUAACCCUAACCUAACCCUUAAACCUAACCAUGACCAUAAUCCUAACCUUUAUCUUAACAUUAACCCUAACCAUAAUCGUAGCCAUAUUCCUAUCCCUAUUUCUAACCCAAACCAUAACCCUAACCAUAAUCCUAGCCCUAUCCUUAUCCCUAUCCCUAUCCCUAUCCCUAUCCCUAUCCCUAUCCCUAUCCCUAUCCCUAUCCCUAUCCCUAUCCCUAUCCCUAUCCCUAUCCCUAUCCCUAUCCUUAACCCUAACCCUAACCCUAAGCCUAACCAUAAACCUAGCCCUAACCUUAAACCUAACCCCAAACCUAAUCAUAACCCUAGCCCAAAUCUAAACCUUAACCCUAGCUCUAACCCUAGCCCUAACCCUAAUACUAGCCCUAACCCUAACCUAAACCCUAACCCUAAACAUAAACUAAACGCUAACCCUAGCCCGAGCUCUUACACUAGCUCCAAUCCUAAUCCUAAUCCUAACCCUUAUUUUAACCCUAACCCUAACUCUAACCCUAAACCUAACCCUAAACUUAACGAUAGCCUUAUCCCUAACCCUAACGCCCUAUCCAUAACCCUAACUCUAAAACCUAUCCCUAACCCUAACCCUAAUCCUAAUUCUAAACCUAACACUAGCUCUUACCGUAACCCUAACUUUAGCCCUAACCUUUAUCCUAACACUAACCCUAAGCAUAAACCUAAACCUAACCUUAACCCUAGCCCUAACUCUAACCCUAACCCUAACCCUAACCCUAACCCUAACCCUAACCCUAACCCUAACCCUAACCCUAACCUUAACCCUAACCCUAACCCUAACCCUAAUCCUAACCCUAACCCUAACCCUAACCCUAACCCUAACCCUAACCCUAACCCUAACCAAAACCCUAGCCCCAAUCCUAACUCUAACCCUAACCCUAACCCUAACCCUAACCCUAAUACUAAUCCUAACCUUAACGCUAACCCUAACCCUAGCUAUAACCCUAAGUCUAACCGUAACCCUAACACUAACCCUAACUCUAACCCUAACGCUAGCCUGAGCUCUUACUCUAACUCUAAUCUAAAUCCUAACCCUAACCCUAACCCUAACCCUAUCCCUAUCCCUAACCCUUACCCUAACCCUAACCCUAAGCCUAUCCCUAACCCUAACCUUAACCCUAACCCUAACCCUAACCCUAACCCUAACCCUAACCCUAACCCUAACCCUAACCUUAACCUAAACCCUAACCCUAAAGAUAAACUAAACCCUAACCCUAGCUCGAGCUCUUACACUAGCUCCAAUCCUAAUCCUAAUCCUAACCCUAACUCUAACGCUAACCCUAACUUUAUCUCUAACCAUAACACUAACCUUAACCCUAGCCUUAAACCUAACCAUGACCAUAAUCCUAACCCUUAUCUUAACCCUAACCAUAAUACUAGCCCUAUCCCUAUCCCUAUCUCUAUCCCUAACCCAAACCUAAACCCUAACCCUAACCCUAACCCUAACCCUAACCCUAAGGCUAACCCUAAACCUAGCCCUAUACUUAAACCUAACCCUAAACCUAACCAUAACCCUAGCCCUAAUCUUAACCUUAACCCUAGCUCUAACCCUAGCCCUAACCCUAAUACUAGUUAUAACCCUAACCCUAACCUAACCCUUAACCCUAAACAUAAACUAAGCCCUAACCCUAGCCCGAGCUCUUACACUAGCUCCAUACCUAAUCCUAAUCCUAACCCUUAUCUUAACCCUAACCAUAACCCUAACCAUAAACCUAGCCCUUAA